Messenger RNA from Lutra lutra (Eurasian river otter), 4472 nucleotides. RefSeq names its product Fc receptor like 1 (gene FCRL1). The record is from RefSeq and is a predicted model, not a curated record. Gene Ontology annotation, biological process: cell surface receptor signaling pathway. Gene Ontology annotation, molecular function: transmembrane signaling receptor activity. The transcript is spliced from 13 exons. NCBI's taxonomy places the organism in Eukaryota, Metazoa, Chordata, Mammalia, Carnivora, Mustelidae. The coding region runs from base 242 to 1738 and encodes 498 amino acids.
GCCAUCAAGCCCCGGCUUGGCCAUUCGUGCCCAGAGAGACAGCGUGCAGCUGUGGAGAAGCCGGAGCACGUGCGGAGGGGGCGCGGUGGGGGGGACGGACCUCCCCACGGGGAAAGCACCCACCGCCCUCGGCAGGACUGCAGUCCAGGAGCACUCAUCCCGACUUCCUCAACCCUCUGUCAAACUGGAUUCCUCCUUCACGGAAAAAGCAUCUCCAGGGACAGUCCCCAACCCGGUCCUCAUGCUGCUGGGACUUGUGCUGCUGAUGUGCGCUGCCCCCUGCGAACCAGCCAGUGAAGUCCUCUGGGGGAUUGCAGGAUUCCCAGGAGAGAAUACCACCCCUGCCAGGAAUUCCAGGCCCCGGAGCGAACCUUCUGGUACUAACACUGGACUAGAGUUUACAAAGUCCCAGGCACUGCUUCUGACAGCCAGGCCCUCUCGGCCCAAGGAGGGGGACUCAAUGACCCUGACCUGUGAGAUGCAGGCCACUUCUCAGAAGCUGGAUGUCCCAGUCCAGUUCUGCUUCUUCAGAGAUAGUCAGGCCCUGGGGCAGGGCUGCAGCCGCUCCCCAGAGCUCCAGCUCCCGACCGUGUGGAGGGAAGACUCGGGCUCCUACUGGUGUGGAGCAAAGACCUCGAUGAUCAGAGUCACUUGGAGCCCCAGGAUCCAGAUACAGGUGCAAGACAACGAUGCCUCCACGGUGCUGGGAAGAGGAUGUGGAAUACCUCCAGAAGGUUGGCUUCCCCACCCUUGCUCAAAACUCAACACUGGAGUCCCCGUCUGGAACGUGAGCUUGGAGACACGGCCUCCAGGGGGACAAGUGCAGAAGGGAAAGAAGCUGGUUCUCAUCUGCUUGGCCACCCAGGGCACAGGAAACAUCACCUUCUCCUGGUACAAAGGGGCCCUGGGUUUGACCCUGAAAACAAAGACCCAGCGUCCACUCACUGCCACGUUCGAGAUCCCGGCAGUGACCGACAGUGACGCAGAGAAAUACUACUGCACGGCCGACAACGGCUACGGCCCCAGCAUCAGCGAGCUGGUGAGCGUCACUGUCAGAAGUCCAGUGUCCCAUCCCGUCUUCACCCUCAGGGUGCCCGGGGCCCAGGCCUUUCCUGGGGACGUGGUGGAGCUUUGCUGUGAGGCCCAGAGCGGCUCUCCCCCGAUCCUGUACCGGUUUUACCACGAGGACGUCAUCCUGGGGAGCAUCUCGGCCCCCUCUGGAGGAGGAGCCUCCUUCAACCUCUCUCUGACCGCAGAACGUUCUGGAAACUACUCCUGUGAGGCCGACAAUGGCCUGGGGGCCCAGCGCAGUGAGGCGGUGACCCUCAGUGUCACAGUGCCUGUGGAGGACAAAAAGGAACUUCUCGCCUCAGGAGUCCUGGAGGGGCUGCUUGGCACCCUUGGUCCCACCGUUAUGGCCUUAUCGCUCUGCUGUUGGCUCAAGAGAAGAAUGGGAAGACCAGCAGCUGCAGACCAGGGCAGGAGCCCUCCCAGCCCCGUGCCACAGGUGUCCAACUACAUCAACUCAGCUGCCCCACUGCAGGAACAGUUUGUAUACGAGAAUGUGAAUGUCGUAAGCGGGGACGAGGUCUACUCUUUGGUGUACCACAGGCAGCAAGAGCGGCAAGCAGCAGUAGACCCCCAAAGGACACAUACCGCAGACCAGGAUGCCUCAGCCAUCUAUUUUAAGCUGAAGAAGGCAAGCCCUGCAGAUGUGGACUAUGAAGACGCCAUGUAAAGUCCUGGAAGAUUCUGCUCUUUGGAAAGCAUCCAUGACCCCAAGCCUCAGAACUGAUAUGUUCUUCAGAGAUCCUGGAGUAGUCAGCUUUCUAGGACUUCUCAUCUAGGUGCUUCCCCUCACCCUCCAGAGUCUAUUCCUGCGUCAGGCUAAAAGCCCUGAAGAAACCAUCCAAAAGACCCAACAUGAACGCGGGGGGGGGCCUCACUCCCACUGGUUCUUUUAGGCACAGGUCAAAUUGUGCUCUAACUUCAUUCUAUAAGAGGAAACAGGGUGGGUGACCUUGGGGUGGAGGGACAGUGAAGCUCACUCGGAGUGCGUGGACAUGAGGUUAACGAUUCUGCAGGCAGCUGUGCAGAGGUGAGUGCCCAUCCUCUUGUCCAAGUGCAGAUGCCCUCUGUGUUGAACUCCAGAAUAACCCUGACACAUACAUGACUCUUCCUGUUUCUGCAUGAAAUAUGUGACUCGGGGCACUUGGAGUCACGAUAUCAUUAUCCACAGUGACUAUGGGUACAUUCAAUUUCAGUGACAUGUUUUGUAUGCACAGAUUCAUCUAGAUGCCCUCAUAUUUAUCAUGACAUACAAUCUUUGUGUCACCACACCCAAAGUUCUGUAUUUGCUGCACCUCUAGAAGAUUAUGAAUAUAAUUUUUCCUCUUUUAUUCACGAACUUCAAAAAAAAUGUGACAAUACAAUUUGGAGUCCAUGUUUUCAUUUUAAAACAGUUAUACACCAACUCUUACAAAUUAAAACAAUUUAGAAGUAUAUAAUAUAAAAUGUUGGAGACUUCCCUAUAUCUAACACCACAAGUGGUACCCCUGUGUUUAAUAACUGAGCAUUGAUGGGGCGCCUGGGUGGCUCAGUUGUUAAGCAUCUGCCUUCAGCUUGGGUUGUAAUCCCAGGGGCCUGGGAUCAAGCCCUGCCUGGGUCUCCCUGCUCAGCGGGAAGCCUGACUCUCCGUCUCCCACUCCCCUUGCUUGUGUUCCCUCUCUUGCUAUGUCUCUCUCGGUCAAAUAAAUAAAGUAUUAACAAAAAACUUAGCAUUGUUAAUCAAAUACUAUCAUAAUAUAUUUUAAUCUUUUCUUUUUUUACCAUUAUUAAGGAGUCUUUUAUUUUGAAUAAAGCUGAAGUAAAAACCAUAAGUAAGCCCUCAGAAUCCUUUUCAAUCACUGAUGCACGUUAGGUGGAUUCCAAAAAUUUUCUAUUAUUAAAAAAAUACUAAAACAAACGUCCUCAUACAAACGUAUUUCUGUGUUCCCACUAAUCCAUCUGAAGGAAUAAUUUGUAAAGCAGGGACUCGGGCAUUUUAGGUCACACACACUCUGUGUUUGUGCUGAAUACUCUUGAACAGCUCUCCUGCACCAGGGAACACAUUACCAACGACACAUGAGAGCACCGUCUGUGAGAAAAAAGUGUCAUUGUUAUUUCAAUUAAAAAUGUUACAAUGACUCGUGCAACUGAGCAUUUUUCCCUUAAAUUGACUGUUCAUUUGUAGUUCUUCCCCGUUUCCUGUGCUGGCCCUUUGUGCAUUUUCUCAGUGUUCAUUCACCUCCUUCUUACAGCUUUUGGAGGAACUACUUAUAACUUACACCCAGUGAGGUGUGCAUAAUUUAGGUGUUCAGUCCCACCAGACCGACACAUACACACACCCAAGUAACCCAAACUCUUGUUGGGUUAUAAAAUUUCUUCCUCAUUCCAGAAACUUCCGUCCCAUUCCCUCCAUGUGAUUAUGUUCUAAAAAUGUUCUCGCACGUUCUUACGAUGCUUUCACGAUCUGGGUGUAUAUUCACACAGGAUAUCAUAUGUACGUUUGAUGUGAGAUAAGAAUCUGACUUCUCCUGUUUUGGAAUUUUAUAUUUAUAUUAUGACUUUACUUUUUGGAAUAAAAAAAUUUAUGUGAGAUAGAGAUUGAAGUAUUUUUUUCAGACCGAUAUAAAUUAUCGACUGCUGUUAAUCAAGUAGUCUGUUCUUUCUUCUUGUAAUUCCGUGCUACCUUGUCUCAUUCAGAUAAAAACUUCCUGUUUCAUACUUCUGCUUGACACUAACACCAUUUGAACACCUGUGCAGGACGACUUUUCCCAUCGCUGGAUUGGCUCCAACCACAUCCUCCCAGUGUUCUUCCUGCAUGCCCCGGGGCCAUCCCGCUUCGGGAGCUCUUCACCCACUCUCCCUUGUCCUGAGAUGCUCUUCCUCUGCAACCCUCACUGGCUCUUGCCUCCUCAGCUGCCUUUCUCCCUUACAUUUCUGUUUCUGGCCCAUGGAAAUGUUUACCUUUUUCUUUCUUAGGACAAAUGUAGAUUUUUAAAUGUUAUGUUUUAUCUGCCACUGUGAAGUGUUUGGAUCUCAGGCAGGACUCCAGGAAUGAAGUGGGAGCCCCAGGGGACCAGAAGCUUGAACUUUUUUCUGGAUUUACACACGUGUUCUGCCAUUUACUAAAUCUGCAGUUUUGUUUGAAUUGGUUAAUUUCUGUGUAUUUCUUCAUGCUUAAAACUGGGAUAACAAUUGUAUCUAAUAUAUCAUGCGGUCUUGUUCAUCAGAUAAAAUCAUUUGUUUAAAGUGCUUCAAGAUCAGCUGAUGCAUCACUGAACUCUAUCUCUGAAACUAAUGAUACACUAUAUGCUAAUUAAUUGAAUGUAAAUAAAAUUUUUAAAAAGGCUUAGAACACCUGAAAAAAGCAAAAUGCUUCAAGGUGUACGUGGCACACAUUAAAUGCUCAAAAAAUUAUUAGGAUUCCA